Mobula hypostoma (lesser devil ray) is the source of this 2373-nucleotide messenger RNA. RefSeq names its product DnaJ heat shock protein family (Hsp40) member B13 (gene dnajb13). The record is from RefSeq and is a predicted model, not a curated record. NCBI's taxonomy places the organism in Eukaryota, Metazoa, Chordata, Chondrichthyes, Myliobatiformes, Myliobatidae. Bases 60 to 1007 code for a protein of 315 amino acids. The transcript is spliced from 8 exons. Gene Ontology annotation, molecular function: protein-folding chaperone binding. Gene Ontology annotation, cellular component: cytosol.
AGCAAACAGAAGUGAGAAAGCCAACAUCAUUCAAGUGUAAAAACUGCUAAAGAGCGAAGAUGGGUCAGGAUUACUACAGCAUCCUGGGCAUUAUUAGAAAUGCAACAGACGCGGAUAUUAAAAAAGCGUACAGAAAAUUAGCCCUAAAGUAUCAUCCAGACAAAACUACAGAUCCCUGUGCAGAUGAAAAGUUCUUACAGAUUGCAGAAGCCUAUGAUGUUCUGAGUGAUUUAAGGAAAAAAGCUACUUAUGACAAAUUUGGUGAAGAGGGCUUGAAGGGAGGCAUUCCUUCUGAAUUUGGUGAAACAGGAGCUUGGACAACAGGAUAUACCUUUCACGGCAAUGCCAACAAAAUCUUCAGAGAUUUCUUUGGUGGAGAUAAUCCAUUUGCAGAUUUUUUUGACACAAAAGCAGAGAUAAAUCUGGGAUUUGGAGGAUUACGAGGACGUGGAGUUAAGAAACAGGAUCCUCCUAUUGAACGGGAGUUGCAUUUAUCUUUGGAAGAUUUGUAUCAUGGAUGUUUGAAAAAGAUCAAAAUCUCACGCAGGGUUAUGAAUGAAGAUGGCCACACUUCAAGCAUUAAGGAUAAGAUUCUAACCAUUCAAGUUAAACCAGGCUGGUUGUCAGGAACCAAAAUCACAUUCCCAAAUGAAGGAGACCAGGGUCCAAAUAAUAUUCCGUCAGACAUAAUAUUUGUUGUGAAAGACAAACCACACCCAUGGUUCUGCCGUGACAAAAAUGAUCUCAUUUACAAUGCUCCUAUAGAGUUGGCAAAGGCUUUAACAGGUUACACUGUGGAAAUUGAGACUCUAGAUGACAGGUUUCUCAGUAUUCCAAUCAAUGACAUUGUCCAUCCUAAAUACACCAAGGUAGUCCCAGGAGAAGGAAUGCCUUUAUCCAAAGAUCCAUUAAAAAAAGGAAAUCUCAUCAUCCAGUUUGAUAUCAAAUUUCCAGAUAAACUCACACCGGCAAAAAAGAAACUGAUUAAUCGAGCAUUACAAGUUUAAAGGUCAACAUGGCAAGAAGAACAGUUAUUUGCAUGUCAGUACAGGGAGAAAUGUUUAUCCAUUCUUAAGUAUUGAUAUGUAGAUGAAUAAUUAUAUUAUACCACUAAAUUACGAUGUGUAUUUAUAAAUUUUAAGCAAAAUUAUUACCAAAACAAAGUUUCCUAUUUGUUUAUAGUUUGUAAAUUUUUCCUCCAAGUAAUAAUGUCAAAUAACUGAGGAUUGCAAAGCACAUUUCAUACUGCGUGCCUUUGGAUGAAUUGACAAUGUGUUCAUGUUCAGUGAAUAUUUCACUGGAUCUUGUUGGAAAGUGCUCGUUCUUCUGAGAAGAGACUGAUCAUUAUGAACUCUUCAGUGGCCAUUGAAAACGAUGGUAGGCUCAUAAUAAUUUUCUCUCAAUCCCCAUUUUGCCCAUAUAACACAAUUUCUUCUGAUUUACAGACUACACCUUGUGUAUCUCAUGUUUCUAACCCCUUUCACACCAGCCCAACCACUAUCACCAUCCUUGACCUAUCUUUCUUGUCCUUAAGUCUUUUGAGAUUGUCACUUGACCAGGGAUCAGUGUCUACGUAAAUGAAUAAAGCUGAAGACAUCCUGGACUUGACCUCACACACGCACAGACUUAGAAACUGAAACUUUUGUAGUUAGUUAGAAGUGGGAUAUACAGCAGUGAGUCACCAGUCACAAGUGGUCCAAAUGUCAAUUCUGCAGAGGGAGCAAUUGCUAAUUCCAGUGCAGAGAAUUCAGGUGAAGUCUUGGAUGAAACCCUAGGUUGUAGGAGACAGGUACCUGAGCGACUGUCAGGAGAAGGAAAGGGAUGAGGCAGAAUGUGCAGAGUACCCUGUGGCCAUUCCCUUCAAUAAUUAGUAUAUUGCUUUGGAUACUGUUGGAGGAGCGAACUAGGGAGAAGUCGCAGCGAGCGUGUCUCUGCCACUGAGUCUGGAUCUGUGGCUCUGAAGGGAAGGGAAGGAAAGAGGUGAGCUGGAGUGAUAGGGGAUUCAUUGGUUAGAGGAACAGAAAGGAGGUACUGUGGAUGAGAAUGAGAUUCCCAGAUGGUUUGUUACCUCCUGGGUGCCAGGGUCAGAGAAACUUCAGAUCAAGUCCAAGGAGGUUGAGCAACCAAAGGCUGUGGUUGACGUUGGUACCAAUGAUAUUGGUAGGAUGGGUGACAAGGACCUCCAAAGUGACUUUAGGAAGUUAGGUGCAAAGUUUAAGGAUAGGACCUCCAGGGUUUGAAUUCAGGAUUGCUACCCAUGCCAUGUGCUAGUGAGGCCAGAAAUAGGAAGAUCAUACAGUUUAGCACUUGACUAAGGAGUUGGUGCAAGAGGGAGGCCUUCUAAUUUUGGGUUCAGUGGGCUCUCUUCCAGGA